Molecule: messenger RNA, 1482 nt
Organism: Sebastes umbrosus (honeycomb rockfish)
Lineage: Eukaryota; Metazoa; Chordata; Actinopteri; Perciformes; Sebastidae
Gene: gpr27
Product: G protein-coupled receptor 27
Exons: 2
Coding region: 187-1341 (384 amino acids)
Biological process (GO): G protein-coupled receptor signaling pathway
Cellular component (GO): plasma membrane
Molecular function (GO): G protein-coupled receptor activity
Source: RefSeq, a predicted model, not a curated record
UUUUUUUUUUGGUGAUGGAUCUCAGUGCGUCUGGAUGAUGAUGAACAGAUGAGUGGAAUUUAUUCCUGAAGUGUUUGUUUUAUUCAAGAUUCAAGAUUCAAGAUGUUUAUUGUCACGCCGGUUGUACAGAAUACUACUGCUCAUCGAUGAGUUGAUGUGGAGAGACGUGCCACUUCGGCUGCACAGAUGCUGAACACCAGUGCGUUUGCAGAGAGCAGCAGCAGCGGCAGCAGCGCGUCUUUACAGAGCGACGCGUCGGCGAACUCUGCGGUGAAGCUGGCCUCUCUGGGUCUCAUCAUGAGCGUCAGUCUGCUGGGCAACGCAUUGCUGUCUCUGCUGCUGCUGAAGGACAGCUCGCUGCACAAGGCGCCCUACUUCUUCCUCCUGGACCUGUGCAUGGCGGAUGUGGUGCGCUCCGCCGUCUGCUUCCCCUUCGUCAUGGCAUCGAUCAGCUCCUCCAGGUGGCCGUACGAUACGCUCUGCUGCAAGAUCAUCGCCUUCCUGUCGGUUCUCUUCUGCUUCCACGUCGCCUUCCUGCUCUUCUGCGUCAGCGUCACCCGCUACAUGGCCAUCGCACACCACCGCUUCUACUACAAGCGCGUCAACAACAACCCGUGUACGUGCGGCGCAGUGAUCUGCGUGGUGUGGACGCUCUCCGUUGCCAUGGCGACUCCGCCGGUGUUCGACGUGGGCACGUACAAGUUCGUCCGCGAAGAAGAGCAGUGCGUGUUCGAGCACCGCUACGUGAAGCGGCAGAACGACACGCUGGGCUUCAUGCUGAUGCUGGCUGUGAUUGUAGGGAUCACUCAUGUUGUGUACAUCAAGAUACUGUGUUUUGUUUACGAUCAUAGAAAGAUGAAGCCGGCUCAGUUGGUUCCGGCCAUCAGCCAGAACUGGACCUUCCACGGCCCCGGAGCCACCGGACAGGCCGCCGCGAACUGGAUCGCCGGGUUCGGCCGCGGACCGACGCCGCCGACGCUGGUGGGAAUCCGGCAGCAGGCGACGUCGCAUCCGAACAACAGUAAGAGGCUGCUGGUGCUGGACGAGUUCAAGAUGGAGAAACGCAUCGGGAAGAUGUUCUACCUGAUCACGCUGAGCUUCCUCGUCCUCUGGGCUCCGUAUAUAGUCGCCUGCUACCUGAGGAUAUUCGUGCGCGGAGAUCCGGUGCCGCAGCUCUACCUGAGCGCCGCGGUGUGGAUGAGCUUCGCCCAGGCCGGAGCGAACCCCAUCAUCAGCCUCCUGGUCAACAAGGAGCUCCGGAUCAGACUCAGAGCCUGUUUUACAAAUCAAAGCUGCUGCCUGGGAACUCAAACACCUAUGGAGCCAUACUGUGUCAUCUGAACAUAUAGCAUACAUAUAUAUAUGUAUAUAUAUAUUCAUAUAUAUAUACAUAUAUACACCCAGCUGCCUGGGAACACAGACACCUAUGGAGCCAAUAUACAUACAUACAUACAUACAUACACUAACACAUACACACACAUA